AUGGAGCUGUCAGUGAAAACUAUAGUGAAAUCAUCUUUGAGAGAAUUCUUGUUCAUAACCCUCAUCUUUAUACUCCUACUUUCAUUUUACCAGAUUCAGUUCAUAUCUAAUCUAAUGGUGCUUGUUAUCCUCGUUGCCGAUCAAUAUGAAAAGUCACUACCUUUGCUUAACCAUUAUGUUCGCACAUGCUUUAUCUAUAAUUUCAUCUAUCUGGUUUUCUUCCUAAUCUUCUAUCUUCUCUCUACCACAGCAAUGAUCUUCACCAUAGCUUCUCAUUACGUUUCCAAACCUAUUUCUUGUGUUUUCAUUCUUUUCGCUAUUCCCGGUUUAUCAAAACGUAUUUUAAUCACCUUCCUCUACGCAUUACCUCUUAUGAUCGGUGCCUAUGUAGCCAACUUUGCUUUCUUUUAUCUGGUAGAUAUAAUACCCAAAUUGAAUAACGUUACAGCUAUCAUGUUUGCUACCAUCUACAUUAUCUUCGUCACUGGUGUUGAUGUGUAUAUUAUAGCAUUCUGGAACUUAGCCAACGUGAUUUCGGCUCUCGAACCAAAUGUUCAUGGUUUAUCAGCCAUGAAAAGGAGUAAACAACUCUUGCAGGGGAAAACUCUAGUUUCAAUUUUUCUUGUACUCGUCUACCUGCUUGCUACUUCUGUAAUUCUUUUUAUUGCAGGCUUGAUUAUGGUCACCAACAUUCAUAUCAUAGUUAGGAUUCUUUUGUUUGCUUUCUGUGUGAUCAUAAUGGCCGGGGUAAACUUCGUAGCAUUGAUUGGCCAAAGCAUUCUGUAUUAUGCUUGCAAGAGUUACCACAAUCAAGUGAUUGCUAAAGAGGUUUUGUAUGCGCAUCUUGAUGGGAAAGAAUCUGGUAACAGUAACAGCACUGAAGGUGAUAACAUGGAAGCUUAA
Papaver somniferum (opium poppy) is the source of this 903-nucleotide messenger RNA. RefSeq lists its product as uncharacterized. The transcript has a single exon. The record is from RefSeq and is a predicted model, not a curated record. The coding region runs from base 1 to 903 and encodes 300 amino acids. Lineage: Eukaryota; Viridiplantae; Streptophyta; Magnoliopsida; Ranunculales; Papaveraceae.